Messenger RNA from Malania oleifera, 1426 nucleotides. RefSeq lists its product as uncharacterized. Gene Ontology annotation, molecular function: nuclear import signal receptor activity. The record is from RefSeq and is a predicted model, not a curated record. Gene Ontology annotation, biological process: protein import into nucleus. Gene Ontology annotation, cellular component: nucleus; cytoplasm. The coding region runs from base 48 to 1304 and encodes 418 amino acids. NCBI's taxonomy places the organism in Eukaryota, Viridiplantae, Streptophyta, Magnoliopsida, Santalales, Ximeniaceae. The transcript has 13 exons.
GUAGUAUCAAGAACGCUAUCCUAAAAGCGAAAGCUGCAGCUUGCAACAUGCUGUCAUGCUGUGCCAUUGAGAUGAAAGAAAAUUUUUAUCAAUGGAUCAGUCAGGUUGUUGAAACUUUGGUUCCGCUUCUCAAAUUUAGUGGCAAUGACAAAGUUAGGAUGGCUGCCAUUUCCGCAAUGCCGGACCUUCUGCAUUCAGCUGUUCUAGCAAAAGAUAAAGGACCAUAUGAUGGAUCUGAUAGCUCUUCUAUACAGAAAUUUGUUGAUGAUGCUAUCCCAUCUUUGGUGCAAGUUUUAGAUAAGGAACCUGAGCAAGAAAAUUCUGCAAGAACAAUAUCCAUACUGAAGCGCUGCAUAGAGAUUCCUGGAAUGCAUGUAAAGAGUUUCCAAGUGAAAUUGAUUGUGGACGAGGUAAAGAAGAUACUAGAAUCUAUUUCAAAAAGAAAUUCGGAAAUUGUGAAUAGAGUCAAGUCUGAUGAUUUUAAUAUCGAGGAUGACAAAUUUCUUAAAAGGCAAAAGGAGCAAAAUGUGGAAAUUGUUAAUCAGAUUGGUGGUUGCUUGGAAUCAUUGAUUGGAAAGUUGAAGAUUGAUUUCUUACCUUUCUUUGAUGAGCUUUUGCCAUAUAUGAUAGUCAUGUUGGCCAACGACAAGCCAACUAAAGAGAAACAAACUUCCUUCCACAUUUUUAAUAGUGUAAUGCAGCACUGUCAAGAAGUUGCUAUCAAGUAUUAUAACACGUAUCUUCCAUUCCUUCUGAAAGCAUGUGAGGGUGAAAACCCAAUUGUUCUGCAGGAAGCUGCACUUGGAAUUGGCAUAUGUGCCGAGUUUGGUGGAUCUGACUUCAAACCUUACAUUGGAGUGGUUCUUUCCUGCUUAAAUGCCAUGCUCGAGUGCCCUUAUGAAUUAGGGUCAGAUGGUGCUAAAGCAUAUGAUAAGGCUGUAUCAGCUCUUGGGAAAAUAUGUGAGUUCCACAGUCGCAGUAUCAAUGCAGAGCAGGUUCUUUCUACCUGGUUAAGCCACUUGCCAAUAAGAAAUGAUUUGAUUGAGGCUAAGUUGGUGCACGAAAAGCUGUGUGAAAUGGUUGAAAAGCAGGACACAGAACUCCGGUGCCCAAAAAACCUUCCCAAAGUUAUUUCAGUAUUUGCAGAGGUGAUAUCUCAGCAUGAGAAGCUAGCAUCGGAGGAAACUUGUGAGAAGAUGAUGAAUUUUUUGAGAAAGAUUAAACUGGAUCCACCUUCUGACCUGGAAGAAGUCAUUUCAUCAUUGCAUCCCCAGCAGCAGGAUUUAUUGAAAACUAUAUUCUGACAAGAUGGUGGUUUGCAUUUUCUACCAAGUAUUCUUACCAAUUGUGUUCUACUUUCUGUAUUGCCGAGUGUGUGUCUUUGCAUUCAACGAAAUAACAAUUUUGAUGUGAGAGCUUUCUGGGA